Molecule: messenger RNA, 387 nt
Organism: Drosophila nasuta
Lineage: Eukaryota; Metazoa; Arthropoda; Insecta; Diptera; Drosophilidae
Gene: COX8
Product: Cytochrome c oxidase subunit 8
Exons: 2
Coding region: 81-287 (68 amino acids)
Biological process (GO): mitochondrial electron transport, cytochrome c to oxygen
Cellular component (GO): respiratory chain complex IV; mitochondrion
Source: RefSeq, a predicted model, not a curated record
ACGCUGCUUCUGACAACACCAUCAAGCACACAACCAACACUCGUUUCUGCAAAAAAUAAGGAAAUCAAUCAAUUUUCAAGAUGUUCCAAAAUAGUGCUGCUAAACUUUUGGUUCCUGCGAUGCGAGGUGCCCUUCAAAGGCGCAGCCAAUCUGUUGUGUCUGGUCCCCCAACCAAGCACGUCUCUACUGCUGAGAAAGUAAUCCUUGGUGGUGGCAUGUGCGCUGCAUCCCUGUUCAUUCCGGCCUGGGUUUUGUACCACAUCCGUGACUACAAAGGCGGAAAGUAAGCUUGGAGCAUCAUCGACCUUUUAGAAUUCACUACUGUAGAUAAAAUGUUGCUUACAAAUACAGAGUCAAAGUAACCAAAAUACAUUUAACUUAACUAGA